CUCUAAAAUAUUCACUCUCUUCUUUUCCCUAUUCUAUCCUCCUGCCGGCCCAAACCCUAGUCCAGGCACAGAGAGAGAGAGAGAGAGAGAGAGAGAGAGAGAGAUGGGUCGAGUGAUCAGAGCUCAGCGUAAGGGUGCUGGGUCGGUAUUCAAGUCCCACACCCACCACCGCAAGGGUCCGGCUCGGUUCCGCAGCCUGGACUUCGGUGAGCGCAACGGGUACCUGAAGGGCGUGAUCACCGAGAUCAUCCACGAUCCAGGUCGCGGCGCCCCUCUUGCACGUGUCACUUUCCGGCACCCAUUCCGUUUCAAGCACCAGAAGGAGCUAUUCAUCGCCGCCGAGGGCAUGUACACCGGCCAGUUCGUAUUUUGCGGCAAGAAGGCCAAUCUCAUGGUCGGCAAUGUCCUCCCCCUCAGAUCUAUCCCCGAAGGUGCUGUUGUCUGUAACGUUGAACACCAUGUCGGUGAUCGUGGUGUUUUGGCUAGAGCUUCUGGUGAUUACGCCAUCGUUAUCAGUCAUAACCCUGAUAAUGGUACCUCUAGGAUCAAACUCCCAUCAGGGGCCAAAAAGAUUGUGCCUAGUGGGUGUCGUGCCAUGAUUGGUCAGGUUGCUGGAGGAGGACGUACAGAGAAGCCCAUGCUCAAGGCUGGUAAUGCAUAUCACAAGUACCGAGUCAAAAGGAAUUCAUGGCCUAAGGUUCGUGGUGUAGCUAUGAACCCCGUGGAGCAUCCUCAUGGUGGUGGUAACCAUCAACAUAUUGGUCAUGCCAGUACAGUUCGGCGCGAUGCUCCACCUGGGCAAAAGGUUGGUCUUAUUGCUGCCAGGAGGACUGGUCGUCUUCGUGGACAAGCUGCUGCUACUGCUGCCAAGGCUGAUAAGAGUGCUUAAAGAAAUUUUAGGGAUGCUGGCUUUAUUAAUUUUGUUAAUUUUUUUUUGGCCCUAUAUUGUGUUUCAAUCAGAUUUUGGAUGUCCACUUGCAAACAUGGCUUGUUGGAAACAUUCUAAUUUUGUUUUGUUUUCAUGAUCCUUUAUUGAAUGGAUAUUUCUUUGUCAGAGCUGUUUUAA
Molecule: messenger RNA, 1066 nt
Organism: Camellia sinensis
Lineage: Eukaryota; Viridiplantae; Streptophyta; Magnoliopsida; Ericales; Theaceae
Product: large ribosomal subunit protein uL2z
Biological process (GO): cytoplasmic translation
Cellular component (GO): cytosolic large ribosomal subunit; ribosome
Molecular function (GO): structural constituent of ribosome; RNA binding
Source: RefSeq, a predicted model, not a curated record